GGUUUAUUAGUGUUAAAUAUUAUCUGAUAGGAGAGGCCAUGGAUGGUGUGAAGUUACUUAGGAUUAUGAAAAGAAAAAUGUAAGGAUAUGGCUAUGGAGGAACUCACAGUCUCUUAAAACAUUUUCGGAAAGACAAGUUUGGUUAGCGGGAAAGGACAGGAAUGGGAACUCAGUUGUACAGUUUUCAUUCAUCACUGACACUGUCACUACCAUAUUCAUAUUCAUGUCCUCCCAACAACAACAACAACAACUUCCACUCACUAAACUAUUCUUGUCCCCAGCUUCACUUUUUCUCACCACCCAAACAUAGUCCCAGAACCAGAACGUUCUUCAGGUUAAGGAUGGCCCCAUUGGUCCGGGCUGCACAAACCCCAGUGGUUGAACGAGUGGUCGUACCAAACAAAUAUGGUGAAAAACUAGUGGGCUUAUUUCAUGAAACUGGAUCUGAGGGAAUUGCUAUCUUAUGCCAUGGUUUUCGAUCCUCAAAGGAAAAUACAAUGAUGCUUAACUUAGCUGUUGCUUUGGAAAAGGAAGGAAUUAGCUCCUUCCGUUUUGACUUUGCUGGAAAUGGGGAAAGUGAAGGUACCUUUGAGUAUGGGAACUAUCAGAGAGAGGCUGAUGAUCUACGUUCUGUAAUCGAACAUUUCUUUGGAGCCAACCGCACCAUCAGUGCAAUUCUUGGACAUAGUAAAGGAGGCGAUGCGGUGCUUCUGUAUGCUUCAAGAUAUACUGAUGUUAGUGCUGUUGUCAAUGUUUGUGGGCGUUAUGAUCUGAAGAGAGGCAUUGCGGAACGCUUUGGAGAAGAUUUCAUGCAAACACUAAAGGAGAAAGGAUACAUUGAGGUCAAAGAUAGAAGAGGAACCAGUUACCAAGUGACUGAAAAGAGUAUGUUGGAUCGUCUGAAUACUGAUAUCCACUCAGCAUGUCUUAAGAUCAGCGACGAUUGCAGGGUCCUGACAGUCCACGGAUCAGCUGACAAAACCAUUCCUGUUGAUGAUGCAAUAGAGUUCUCCAAGAUAAUAAAAAACCACAAAUUGCAGAUUGUAGAAGGAGCUGAUCAUCGUUUCUCCGAUCAUCAAGCUGAGUUAGCUUCAAUCGUUACAGAGUUCAUUAAAGAUUCCCUGUAGAAGAAGAACUGAACAAAGCUAGAUGCCUCUGGUUAGGUUUAUUUACUACUCUUUUCUCUUGAGUUCACAAUCAAGCUCGGAGUUUGCUUGAAAAGAACAGUGAGAGCAUCAUGAUUUACUGUGUAAAAAAUAAGAUUCAAAUAUUUUAUUACUUUAGCAAUUAUUUUUUUUUAUACGUGGUUAA
This is a messenger RNA of Cannabis sativa, 1311 nucleotides long. RefSeq lists its product as uncharacterized. The transcript has 7 exons. The coding region runs from base 162 to 1127 and encodes 321 amino acids. Lineage: Eukaryota; Viridiplantae; Streptophyta; Magnoliopsida; Rosales; Cannabaceae. Gene Ontology annotation, cellular component: cytosol. The record is from RefSeq and is a predicted model, not a curated record.